Messenger RNA from Labeo rohita (rohu), 795 nucleotides. It is a transcript of the gene hint2, whose product is annotated as histidine triad nucleotide binding protein 2. The coding region runs from base 87 to 620 and encodes 177 amino acids. Gene Ontology annotation, molecular function: hydrolase activity. Lineage: Eukaryota; Metazoa; Chordata; Actinopteri; Cypriniformes; Cyprinidae. The record is from RefSeq and is a predicted model, not a curated record. The transcript is spliced from 5 exons. Gene Ontology annotation, cellular component: cytoplasm; mitochondrion.
AGCACCGGAUGUAAACAAAUGCUCAGCAACAGCACAUGAGAAGUGAAAUUCCAUGGAAUAUGGACGCUGUUUGUCCUUAAACUGCAAUGACAGCCCGCAGUAUUUUACUAGCCCGGCAGGUUUUGCCACUUGGACAUCAUUUACGGCGUGUCUUAACGUUACCUGUGAAGAUGCUGUUGCUGAGGUUUUGUUUGUUUGCUUGUUUGUAUCAGACCUUCUGCUCUUCGACGCGUGAUGAGGUUCACUUGGCAAAGGAGGCCAGCAGGAAAUACGGAAAACCUGAACCCACUAUAUUUUCUAAAAUAAUUGACAAAACCAUCCCUGCAGUUAUCAUUUAUGAGGAUGACAAAUGUCUAGCCUUCAGAGAUGUAAAUCCCCAGGCUCCUGUGCAUUUCCUGGUUAUUCCAAGGAUUCCCAUUCCCAGGAUCAGUGAAGCGCACGAUGAUGAUGCUUCGCUCUUGGGUCAUCUCUUGAUAGUGGCUAAAAACAUAGCAAAGAAAGAAGGACUGGAUGAAGGAUACAGAGUUGUCAUUAAUGAUGGAAAAAAUGGGGCGCAGUCCGUGUAUCACCUUCACAUUCAUGUUCUUGGAGGACGGCAAAUGAAAUGGCCUCCAGGAUAAAUGGACCACUGUCAGAAUAACAGUAAUGUUCUGCAUUUUUAGAGAUAAACAUAACUGAUAUACAGUACAAAAUGGAAAAAUUGUUGGAUAUUAUCAAAAGAAAUGUUUGUCAAAUAAUGAGAGAGUGGCAAAGUGUGAAACAAUUUUUACAUUAAAAGAAUUUUAAUGGUUUUCA